Messenger RNA from Calliphora vicina (urban bluebottle blowfly), 2083 nucleotides. It is a transcript of the gene Ance, whose product is annotated as Angiotensin converting enzyme. The record is from RefSeq and is a predicted model, not a curated record. Gene Ontology annotation, cellular component: plasma membrane. The coding region runs from base 111 to 1958 and encodes 615 amino acids. The transcript has 8 exons. NCBI's taxonomy places the organism in Eukaryota, Metazoa, Arthropoda, Insecta, Diptera, Calliphoridae. Gene Ontology annotation, biological process: proteolysis. Gene Ontology annotation, molecular function: metallopeptidase activity; peptidyl-dipeptidase activity.
UUGUUUAGAAAAAUUCAGUUUCAGUGCGUUGAUCAGUGGGCGCACUUUAUUCGUUUCCUCAGUGUCAUUAACCAUAGCGUUUAAGACUGACGACUAGUCUUUAAGUCAAUAUGAAAUUGUUAGUUGUCACACUAUUGGCCAGCUUUGCGCUCUGCCACUGUGCCGUCAAAGAGGAAAUCUCCGCUGCCGAGUACUUGAAAAAUCUCAAUCUCGAAAUUGCAAAGCGCACCAACUUGGAAACCGAGGCAUCAUGGGCUUAUGGCUCCAACAUUACCGAUGAGAAUGAACGCAAGAAGAAUGAAAUUUCCGCUGAGGUGGCCAAAUACAUGAAAGAGGUCUCCCAGGACAUUCAAAAGUUCAAUUGGCGCACAUACCAAUCGGAAGAUUUGAGACGUCAAUUCAGAAUGUUGUCGAAAUUGGGUUAUGCCGCUUUACCUGAACAGGAUUAUGCUGAACUUUUGGACACUUUGUCUUCGAUGGAAUCGAACUUUGCCAAGGUACGCGUUUGCGAUUAUAAGAACAAGGAUAAAUGCGAUUUGUCUUUGGAUCCUGAAAUUGAGGAGGUCAUUACCAAGAGCCGCGAUCCCGAGGAGUUGAAAUACUACUGGCGUGAGUUCUACGAUAAGGCUGGUACUCCCACACGUACUGCUUUCGAGAGAUAUAUUGAGUUGAACACCAAGGCUGCUAAAUUGAAUGAAUACGAAUCCGGUGCUGAGAUGUGGUUGGAUGAAUACGAGGACUCCACCAUCGAACAACAAUUGGAAGAUAUCUUCGAAGACAUUAAGCCUUUGUACCACCAAGUUCAUGGUUAUGUGCGUUAUCGUUUGCGUCAACACUAUGGUGAUGAUGUUGUCUCCGAAACCGGUCCUCUCCCCAUGCACUUGCUUGGUAACAUGUGGGCCCAACAAUGGUCUGAUAUUGCCGAUAUUGUCUCACCUUUCCCCAGCAAACCUUUGAUUGAUGUCAGCAGCGAAAUGGCUAAACAGGGUUACACUCCCUUGAAAAUGUUCGAAAUGGGUGAUGAUUUCUUUACCUCCAUGGGUUUGAAGAAAUUGACACAAGAUUUCUGGGAUAAGAGUAUCUUGGAGAAACCCACCGAUGGCCGUGAUUUGGUUUGCCAUGCUUCCGCCUGGGAUUUCUAUUUGGUCGAUGAUGUACGCAUUAAGCAAUGUACCCGUGUUACCCAAGAUCAGUUCUUCACUGUCCACCACGAAUUGGGUCAUAUUCAAUAUUUCUUGCAAUAUCAACAUCAACCUUUCGUCUAUCGUACUGGUGCCAAUCCCGGUUUCCAUGAAGCUGUUGGUGAUGUUUUGUCUUUGUCUGUCUCCACCCCCAAACAUUUGGAACGUGUUGGUUUGUUGAAGGACUAUGUGCGUGACGAUGAGGCUCGCAUUAACCAAUUGUUCUUGACUGCCUUGGACAAAAUCGUUUUCUUGCCUUUUGCCUUCACCAUGGACAAAUACCGUUGGGCUUUGUUCCGCGGCCAAGUCGACAAGUCCGACUGGAAUUGUGCUUUCUGGAAGUUGCGUGAAGAAUACUCUGGUAUUGAACCUCCAGUAGUUCGUACUGAAAAGGAUUUCGAUGCCCCUGCCAAAUACCAUGUCUCUGCCGAUGUUGAAUAUUUGAGAUAUUUGGUCUCCUUCAUCAUUCAAUUCCAAUUCUACAAGUCUGCUUGCAUUAAAGCCGGUCAAUACGAUCCCACCAAUCCUGAAUUGCCUUUGGAUAACUGUGAUAUCUAUGGUAGCUUGGCUGCUGGUGAAUCUUUCGAAAAAAUGUUGUCCAUGGGUGCCUCCAAACCCUGGCCCGAUGCAUUGGAAGCCUUCAAUGGUGAACGUACUAUGACCGGCAAGGCUAUUGCUGAAUAUUUUGAACCUUUGCGUGUAUGGUUGGAAGCCGAGAACAAGAAGAACAAUGUUCAUAUUGGCUGGACCAAAUCGGAUAAAUGCGUUUCAGCAUAAAUUCCAUUUAGGGGAGUAAUUCCUAGCAAACUCUUUUAAACUAUUUAAAGAUUUUAUUAAGCACUUAAAAAACAUUUUUUGUAUUGAAAAAAAUAAACAGUAUUAAAAUAAAAAAUUAAAAAAAA